ACCUUCUUUAACUACACUAAUAAUUUUUGAUACAUUUUUACACGCCAAUACAAAAUAUUAGUGUUUAAUAUUUUUUGGUUAUCACUUUUAUCAGUUGACAGUGACAUUGGUUGGUUCACUAGUAAAAAAGUUGAGUAGACGUAGCAGUUUUUCUGCUUAAAUAAAAUAUUUAAGAUCAAACGUUUGGAGGAAUAGAGUAAUAAUGGGUUCGCUAGUGAAAAAACUAUUUGACCAGCUCAAGAGCAAGGAAUUUAGGGAAUAUUUGAUGAGUACCCACUUCUGGGGCCCCGUAGCAAACUGGGGUAUACCACUGGCAGCAAUCGCAGACACACGGAAAGAUCCUGUCUUCAUAAGUGGCAAAAUGACACUUGCUCUGACGCUAUAUUCUCUGAUGUUCAUGAGGUUCGCGUGGCGAGUGAAGCCGAGGAACAUGCUACUGUUCGCCUGCCACUUCACCAACGAAUGCGCUCAAAUAACACAGGGAGUGAGGUUCGUCAACUACCAUUACAUACAGGGUGGAGAGAAGAAGGAAGAUCUCAAGAAAUAAACUCACAAUUAGACAAUUUUAGAACUUAUCUUAGGGUCUGUUUACAUGGGCGAUAGUUUCUAGUACAAAAUAUUAAAAUACAUACAUAGGGAAUUGCGGAUUUCAUAAAAUAUCUUUAAAGGGACAAUUAGUACAAAAUAUUUAGGUUAACAUAAGUCGGGAUUUACGACUAACUCGUAAAAUGGGUUGGAUUCUUUUGAAUACAUAUCAAUGUUAGUCGUUUUUGAGAUGAUCUAUGGUUAGUUUGAGGUUAGGCUAGCCAAAAUGCCGCUUAAAAUGCUCUUGUGUCCUUAAACUUUGUCAAGUGUCAAAAAGAUAUGUAGUAUGUUGUAGUUCUUUGUUAUGGUUUUCGUGACUGAACGGACCUAAUGACGAAUAACGAAUUUAUGUAUGAGUCAAAGAAUAGAGCAGCGUUAUAGAGUCAAAACUGUUUAAUUGCAA
Molecule: messenger RNA, 988 nt
Organism: Papilio xuthus (Asian swallowtail)
Lineage: Eukaryota; Metazoa; Arthropoda; Insecta; Lepidoptera; Papilionidae
Gene: Mpc1
Product: mitochondrial pyruvate carrier
Exons: 4
Coding region: 203-547 (114 amino acids)
Biological process (GO): pyruvate import into mitochondria
Cellular component (GO): mitochondrial inner membrane
Source: RefSeq, a predicted model, not a curated record